UCCUAGCAAAUGAUUGCUUGCUCACACACAGAGUGUAGCGGACAGCGUGUUCAAUGUUUCUCCACAGAACUGACUUAAGCCUUCGCCCCCGAACGAAAUAUCGUGACUUCCACUGAGAUAAAGUCGGUUUUCUUCAAAGGAGAGGAGGGGGAAACGACUAAAUAAUUACAAUGAUCAACACUAUGGAGUGUGCAGUGGAUGCACAGAGUCUAAUUUCGAUUUCUUUACGAAAAAUUCACAACUCCAGGACGCAGAGAGGAGGAAUCAAGCUGCACAAAAACCUCCUGGUCUCUUAUGUGUUGAGGAACGCAAGGCAGGUCUACAUGAACGAGAAGUACGCGGAGAUCUACAGAAUGCAACAGUACGAGGAGGUGAUGACCGUCUGCAACGAAAUCCAGGAGUUAAACCCACUCGACUUGCCCGAAGACUGUGAGGAGCAGAGUGGGGAUUGCUGCGGCAACGUCGGAGCGAGCGAACCGGCGAGUCUCUGCGGCGCGCUACCGCCUGUGUGCCACCUAGCAGCAGUGCAGUCAGCGGCGCACUCUCUCUCACUCCAAAGCGAGGAGGUCUGCAAGGAAACAGAGCCUUCGUUCUACCGAAGCUGUUGUGCCGAAGCUUUCCCUGUUACCAACUGUGACUUUUCUCCAGUGAAUAACAUGCACUGCAACAAAACGACAGUGCUGGAUUUGGACACACACGUAGUGACUACGGUAGAGAAUGGGUACCUUCAUCAGGACUGCUGCGCGUCGCUCCAACAGUGCUGCCAGGGCGCACAGACCCCAUCAAAGAAACGCAAGGUUGACUUCGGUUAUUAUCUUUCAGAUAUCGAGGAGAUUCCGGAUUUUACACCAUGUAAAAGAGCAAAAUUCGAGGACUGCUCAUAUGCAAAUUCGGAACACUUGGACCCGUCAAACAUUUCCAAUCUGAUCUCGAUCUUUGGCUCGGGGUUUUCAGGGCUAGUGAGCAGACAGGCGGACUUUGAGCAAGCCUUAAACGGACAAUUCUGUAGCAAACAAGCCCUAGCGAGCCUCGGGGCAUGGACUAGAGCUAUCGUAGCUUUUUGACUCCAUGGUAAGCUAGAAACAAACACUUUAUGAUAAUUGUACAAAGUCUAAAUCAAAUCGACUUUAUUUUUACAAAAACCUGCUAUUUAAACAUUGAACAGUUUUUAUUUGUUGGGUUUCGUUUUUUACAGGGAGGGAGAGAGAAAGGUUGUAGGCUACCACAUGUGAUGUGCAGGCUUUCCUUUUAAACCGAAAAUGUCGACAUACACAUUGUGAAUUUUAUCAAACGAAGUACAUUUCGUUGCCUUAAACCCAACGCAUACUACUGCUAGCUGUUGUUGCAAACAUUCGAAGUGGUUGAAUGUCUCUUUCGCAAAUUAUGUUCGAGCAUUGCUCUCAUUUAAAAAGUGUAAACACAAUACUUUGAGACACUAUAUACAACGAAAACCCAAUAUCAUGCUAUUGCCCUCUGCACAGUCUAAAAAUGUGUCCAUUACGAUGGCUUAGCUAAAUGGUGUGUUCUGUAAACAACAAAGCACAUGUAUGUAAGGCUUGGCUUCAUAACAUAGGCUAUUAGCCUACAUAUUGUAUAUUGUGUCUCUUGGGAUGAACAUUGAGUAAAGCCUUUACAAGCAGGACCUAUGGCAUGUUUCGAUCACAUAGCCCAAGUUGAGAGCAAUCAAUGUUCAGACCUAAAUUUGAAUCUUAAAGCUCACGAGGGAUACAUCAACUAUGAGCCAUCUCAAUUGGCCCAACUUCUAUCAAGCCAGAAUUGGAACCAUGAAUUACUCCAACUCCCAGAAUGCACGCGGAAUCGAAUCAAUCCAGGUAUUUUUUGACAGUUUUGGUCUGUUGAGCAUAACCCCUCCCCCUUAAUCUUUCACAAAGUUUGACCGAGCCUUUACAGUAAUUCAUGAUGCCAACAUUACUUGGUUUUGUGAGUUUUGUUUAAUUUUCUAAAAAUCUUAGACCUUUUGUUUUAAAAAGGCAAAAUCAUAAUUUAGCCAUACACCCACACAUUAUAUAAGCACUAUGUGUACUGAAAUAACGUUUUCAGGCGUUCUCUCCAUAUUAUGUUGGUAUUUUUGUGCAUAUUAAAUUGUAUAUCACCGGGUAAAACUGUUUUAGAACAUAUUUGUUAAAAAUUUAUAAUCUUAAUAAAAAAUGAAAAUUA
This is a messenger RNA of Hypomesus transpacificus, 2178 nucleotides long. RefSeq names its product immediate early response 5-like (gene ier5l). Lineage: Eukaryota; Metazoa; Chordata; Actinopteri; Osmeriformes; Osmeridae. The transcript has a single exon. The coding region runs from base 171 to 1064 and encodes 297 amino acids. The record is from RefSeq and is a predicted model, not a curated record.